ACACGACUCAUCAAUUGCUGGAGCAUUGCAGACUACAGACAUGUCAGGCAAUACUGUUAAAUUAAUAAAAGACAGAGCAGCCCAUUCGGAUGGACUUGGCACUCAUCAGAAUCCAGUGAAGCACUUAGGGCAGGAUUUUGAGGCACUGCGGGCACAGUGCUUGGCAUCUAGCUCUCUUUUUAAAGAUGAAACUUUUCCUGCAGCCCCUUCUUCACUGGGUUACAGAGAGCUAGCACCAAACUCUCCUGCUACAAAAGGAAUUGUCUGGAAGAGACCCUCGGAAAUAUGCCCCAAUCCUCAUUUUAUUGUUGAUGGAGCGACACGAGGAGAUAUCCGGCAAGGGGCACUUGGGGACUGCUGGCUGUUGGCUGCAAUUGCUUCUCUUACGCUGGAUCAGGACAUCUUGGAGAAGGUUGUUCCAGAGAACCAAAGCUUUGAGAAACAAUAUGCAGGAAUCUUCCACUUCCAGUUCUGGCAGUAUGGCGAGUGGGUGGACGUUGUUGUGGAUGACCGGCUGCCUACAAAAAAUGGGAACCUGGUCUUUGUACACUCAGCGGAGGGGGAUGAGUUCUGGAGUGCUCUGCUGGAAAAGGCCUACGCUAAGCUGACUGGAUCCUAUGAAGCACUGACCGGAGGUUCCACAAUAGAAGGGUUUGAAGACUUCACUGGAGGUAUCGCUGAGCUGUAUGAUUUAAAGAAGGCCCCAGCUGAUUUGUACCAGAUUAUACAGAAAGCCCUGAAGGCAGAAUCAUUGCUUGGAUGUUCAAUUGAUAUUACAAAUGCCUAUGAGACAGAGGACAUCACAAGUAGGAAACUUGUAAAAGGACAUGCUUAUUCUGUGACUGGAGCAGAAGAGGUUGACUAUCGUGGCCGUAAAGUGAAGCUGAUCCGGCUGAGGAACCCGUGGGGUGAAGUUGAGUGGACAGGACCUUGGAGUGAUGAAGCUCCUGAGUGGAAUUCUGUUGACCCUAAGGUGAAAGCUGCCCUUGACAAACAGUCGGAUGACGGGGAAUUUUGGAUGUCCUUUACAGACUUUCUGCAAGAGUACUCACGGCUGGAGAUAUGCAACCUGAGCCCUGAUACCCUGACCAGCAAGGAGCAACAUAAGUGGGAAGUGACUUUGUUUAAUGGUUCCUGGACACGAGGGUCUACUGCAGGCGGCUGUCAGAACUACCCUAACACAUAUUGGACCAACCCUCAGUUUAGGCUUAAGCUGGAGGAACCUGAUGACGAUCACGAUGGCGCUGCUCAUGAACCAUGCUGCACUGUUAUUAUUGGUCUAAUGCAAAAGAAUCGCAGGAGACAGAAAAAGAUUGGAGAGGACCUGCUUACUAUUGGCUACUCACUGUAUCAGAUCCCUAAAGAGGUUGAACACCAAACUGAUAUACACCUGGACAAGAAAUUCUUCAUGACACAUAAAACAGCAGCCCAGUCCGGAAGCUACAUUAACCUACGUGAGGUCUCCUCAAGAUUGAAGCUGCCAGUUGGCAAUUACCUGAUUGUUCCAUCCACUUUUGACCCUAAUAAAAAUGGAGACUUUUGCCUUCGGGUCUUCUCAGAGAAAGAAGCUAAGUCCCUGGAAAUUGGUGAUGUGGUAAAAGCAGAUCCCUAUGAGCCUCAGGUAACCGACAAGGAUAUUUCUGCUGACUUCAAAAACAUAUUUGACAAGCUGGACUCACAGAAUAAAGAGAUGAACGCAGCUGAACUGCAGAUAACUCUAAACAAACUUCUAGCAAAACGAAAGGAUUUAAGAUCAAGUGGAUUCAGCCUUGCAACAUGCAGAGAAAUAAUCAACCUCAUUGACAUGGACGGUACCGGAACCCUGAGUCUUGUGGAAUUCAAAACAGUUUGGAUGAAAUUACAGAAAUAUAUUGAGAUCUACUUAAAGACAGACACGGACCACUCAGGAACAAUGGAUGCUAACGAGAUGAGGAAUGCUUUACAAGAUGCAGGUUUUACCCUUAGUAACAAGGUGCAGCAGUGUAUUUCUCAGCGCUACGCCUCCAAAGACCUAACUAUUAAUUUUGAUGGUUUCAUCGCAGCCAUGAUACGUCUGGAAACCUUAUUCAAAAUGUUUCAGCUCAUGGAUGUGCAAAAGACAGGGGAAAUCCAUCUGACAUUACCAGAGUGGCUUUGCUCUACACUAGCCUAAACUAUUGGCAGAGAAAGAAGAAAAUCCUGUGGGAAUAAAUUCCGUACUGCUUCACUUACUGAAAUUAGUUUUUAAAAUUAGAUUGAAAUGUUAUGCAAUACAUUAUUUGAAUGUACUCCAUUUAAAUUUAUAAAUGCAAAUCAAGAAAUGUGCACUAAUAGUGUUAUUUAAUGUGGGGUAAUUAUAAAAACACAAAUUAAAAUGUUUGCAAGAAAAUAAACUGUUUUGCACUGCGUGUUUUCAUCAGAACUGAGCAUAGGGCAUUUUUAAAGAGCUAUUUGGAGCUUAGUGAGUGAUAAAGAUGAAAUAUUAUAUUUGCACUGGUCAUAUAUAAUUAAAGUAUUUUGGGACUAUAAGAAA
Bombina bombina (fire-bellied toad) is the source of this 2512-nucleotide messenger RNA. RefSeq names its product calpain 8 (gene CAPN8). Bases 41 to 2152 code for a protein of 703 amino acids. Gene Ontology annotation, molecular function: calcium ion binding; calcium-dependent cysteine-type endopeptidase activity. The transcript is spliced from 21 exons. Gene Ontology annotation, cellular component: cytoplasm. NCBI's taxonomy places the organism in Eukaryota, Metazoa, Chordata, Amphibia, Anura, Bombinatoridae. The record is from RefSeq and is a predicted model, not a curated record. Gene Ontology annotation, biological process: proteolysis.